AUGUCUUCCAUGGGAACUGUCUUCUCCGGCUACCGUGAACGUCUAACCGCGUUUGAGGAGCAAAGCAAGAACCGCUUCAAGAAUGGAAUCGCCUGGGUUGAGGGCGAAUUUGUCCCGCUCAUGGAAGCCCGCAUUCCUCUCAUCGACCAAGGCUUCAUGCACAGCGAUCUGACCUACGAUGUACCCUCCGUGUGGGACGGCCGAUACUUUCGACUAGACGACCAUCUGGACCGAGUGGAGAGGAGCUGCACCAAAAUGCGCAUGAAGUUCCCUAUCCCUCGGUCAGAAGUCAGACGGAUCUUGAUUGACAUGGUCGUGAAAGGCGGCAUGCAGGAUGCUUUCGUCGAGAUCAUUGUAACGAGAGGCUUGGAGGGCAUGCGCGAGUGUAUCAUUGAAGGCAAGAAACCCGAAGAUUUGAAGAACAGUCUCUACAUCUUCGCGGUCCCUUACGUAUGGGUCAUGCCGCCGGAAAUGCAGCUCAUGGGUGGCGACGCUAUCAUUGCCAGGUCGGUCAGACGGGUUCCACCAGGAUCAUUUGAUCCGACGAUUAAGAACCUGCAAUGGGGUGACUUGACUCGUGGGAUACUGGAGGCUAUUGACCGGAAGUCUACGUACCCUUUCCUGACUGACGGUGAUGCGAAUAUCACGGAGGGCUCUGGGUACAACAUAUGCUUUAUCAAGGACGGGUCGCUAUAUACGCCAGAUCGAGGCGUGCUGGAGGGCAUCACUCGCAAGAGCGUCUUCGAUGCUGCACGUGCUCACGACAUUCCGAUCCGGCUUGAAGUUGUGCCGGUCGAGAUGGCCUAUCAAUGCGAUGAGUGCUUCAUGUGUACGACGGCGGGGGGUGUCAUGCCCAUCACGACGAUGGAUGGACAGCCGGUUAAUGGAGGAAACGUUGGCCCGCUAACGAAGAAGAUUUGGGAUACUUACUGGGAGAUGCAUUGGGACGAUAAGUUCAGCUCUGCGAUCGACUAUACUAGCCAAGCAAGUGGUGCGGUGAAUGGAGUGGAGCACGAGAAGACCAACGGCACGACAGAUGGUCACUAG
Messenger RNA from Saxophila tyrrhenica, 1047 nucleotides. RefSeq lists its product as uncharacterized. The record is from RefSeq and is a predicted model, not a curated record. Gene Ontology annotation, biological process: carboxylic acid metabolic process. Bases 1 to 1047 code for a protein of 348 amino acids. The transcript has a single exon. Gene Ontology annotation, molecular function: catalytic activity. NCBI's taxonomy places the organism in Eukaryota, Fungi, Ascomycota, Dothideomycetes, Mycosphaerellales, Extremaceae.